AUGCUAUGGGAAUGCAAAAGUUGGAAGGGACGAUGGAUGAGUGUGCUUUUAAUGGUGAUAGUGCUUCCGAUACUAGCGGCACAAAAGAUCGGUGACCCCUACAAGAUUCUCGGUAUCCACAGAAGGGCCACUCUCCCUGAGAUACGAAAAGCCUAUAGGCAAUUAGCUAAAGAAUGGCAUCCAGAUAAAAAUGAAGAUCCAAAUGCUGAGACCCGUUUUGUGGAGAUAAAACAAGCUUACGAGCUGCUCUCGGACACAGAGAGAAGGCAAGCAUAUGACCUGUAUGGAAUCACUAAUGAAGAUGAUCACAUGUACAAACAGAGGCAUGAUUACAGCCAAUAUGCUAGAUUUAGCAAUGAUCCUUUCGAAUAUUUCGGUACUCACUUCAGGACACAGGAUCAAGAUAUCACACUUUUUCACAAAUUGUCUAUCACGGCAAGACAUUUUGAAAACAAUAUACUAGAGAAGAGUGUACACACGCCAGCGUUAGUACUAUUCUACUCGGACUGGUGUUUCGACUGUGUUCGAUCAGCGACAGCAUGGAGGCGACUCGUUGAAGCCCUACAGCCAUUAGGAGUAACGUUAGCAACGGUCCACGUCGGACAUGAAGCUAACUUGGCUAGACGGAUAGGAGUCCACGGCGUCCCUUGCUUAACAUUGAUACUUGAUAAGCAAGUGUACAUAUAUAAGGAAAGUUUGAACUCUUUGCCGAAGAUAUUAGAUUUCAUUCGCUGGAAAUUCCCAUACAAGCAAAUCAGUCACCUGACAGAUCGGAAUGUAGACGCAUUUGUAAGUGACUUUGAAGACAACAAGGUGAAGGCGCUUAUAUUCGAGGAACGGCAGGUCAUUCGUCUUCGAUAUCUGAUCACAGCAUUCCAUUAUAGAGAUCGUGUGUCGUUCGCUUUCGUAGAUAUAUCUGCUCAAAACACUCAGAAGAUUGCAGCUCGGUAUAAGAUCCAGCGGAGUAUGGACACUAUGGUGUUGUUAAAAGAGGACAGUGUGGAACCAGCCGCAACUGUCAGUACCACGGAGAUACCCUCACAAACACUCCGUCAGCUGAUUGAGGCCAACCAAAUGCUGACACUACCUAGAUUGUCUUCACAGAGCGUGCUGGACAGCGUGUGCCCGGUGGAGUGGCGCGCGGCGCGGCGGCGGCUGUGCUGCGUGCUGAUCGCGCGCGCGGGCCGCCACGCGCCGGCGCUGGCCGCGCUGCGCCCGCUGGCCCGCCGCGCGCCCGAGCGCCUCAAGUACGCCUACGUCUACGAGCACGCCCAGCCCGACUUCGUGCACGCGCUCGCCAACGGCUCCGGUGUGGACGUAUCGACCGUGGAACACCGCAUCGUGGUAAUCUGGAGACGAGAAGCGACCAGAGUCCAGUAUGAAUGGCUGAACGAGACCUGGCCCACUUGCAGCUCUUGCACAGAGCUAGGGGAGGAGGGGGGUGAUGUACGGUACCAUGAGAGGCUCAACGAGACGAAGAGAGCACUGGAGCAGCUUGUGAAGAGGCUGCUCAAACCGACAGAGGUUGUGGCUUAUGAGACUCGAGUUAAGGAGUUGGUGGACGAGGCUGUGAAGGGCCCGCUGUGGCGCGCCGUGUGGCGACUGUGCGAGUGGGUGGAGCGCGCGCUGGCGGCCCUGCGGACACAGCACGCGCUCUCCGCGCUCUCCGUGCUCGCCACCGUGGCGCUGGUGCUGGCCGCCGGCUACUUCAUGGCCUACCUCAUACGUGUGGAAGAAGAAUCAGUGCAACGUCAGAAAGAGGAAAGACGGCGACAAAACGGUACCAAAAGGAACAAUAAUGAGCAGCAAUCAGAAAUGAGACUUCAUGAACUACGAGCUGAAAAAUAUAACGGAUUAGUUAGGCUACUUAAGCCCGGUUGUCGAACUAUCGUCCUCUUGGUUGACACGCAGAGUCGCGAGCAGUUGCUGUCAAAGUUUCACAAGAUUGUGUGGCCUUAUCGAAAGAACAAGACGCUGGUGUUCGCGUACCUGUGCGUGGAGCGCAACGUGGAGUGGUUCCGGCGCGUGCUGCAGCUGUCGCUGGGCGGCGGCGAGCUGCGCGUGAACGCGCGCAACUGCGUGGGCACGGUGCUGGCGCUCAACCCGCACCGCAAGUACUUCUGCAUCUACCACGCCAAGCACCCCGAGUGCGCCAAGCCGCACAAGCGUAUGAGUCGUAUGACGGUGUCUUUGGGAGGCCGAGCCGAAGACCCCGAGGCGGGUGCUUUCAUCGGCUUCACCACCGACCCCGACUCCUCGGAUGACGAGCGCUACGACCCCCCACUACUGUUGCAAGAGAACCUUUUGGACGGUUUAGAGAAUUGGUUAGAUCGACUGUUCGAAGGCAGUACCCACCGAUACUACGUGAACUACUGGCCGGACAUGACAACCAAGUGAAUAUGUACACUAGAACACCUCGUUUAACUCCGAGGCCGGCUUUAUGUUUUGUUGGAACCCUGUUGGACGUUACGUUUUAACGGAGGUACGUUCAGCGUUUUCUAUCUGUAAGCGAAAUAUACUGCCCAGAUUAUUAUAAGAUUUCUUCGACCACUUAUAGGAUAUGGCGUUUUGACGUUCAUUCGUAUAUUAGUCUUAAUAUUAUUAUGUAUAGUAUUUAUUUAAAAUUAAAUUGUUGUUACUAAA
This is a messenger RNA of Melitaea cinxia (Glanville fritillary), 2643 nucleotides long. RefSeq names its product dnaJ homolog subfamily C member 16 (gene l(3)80Fg). Lineage: Eukaryota; Metazoa; Arthropoda; Insecta; Lepidoptera; Nymphalidae. The record is from RefSeq and is a predicted model, not a curated record. Bases 1 to 2397 code for a protein of 798 amino acids. The transcript has 14 exons.